GUUUCCCAUCGCCUCCCGGUGCGGGGCGGUCCCGGACUCGUUCUCCCGGCGUUCCCGGCGGGGGCGGUCCCGGAUCCCGCCUCGUUUUCCCGGUGCUCCCGGCAGCCCCGGUGCCCGUUUCCCGUGCGGCCCCGUGGCGGCGGCGGAGCGGGGCGAUGCUGCGGUGCAUGCCGCCGCUCUGGCGCUGCAACCGGCACGUGGAGGCGCUGGACCGGCGGCACUGCUCGCUGCAGGCCGUGCCCGAGGACAUCUACCGGUACAGCCGCUCGCUCGAGGAGCUCCUGCUGGACGCCAACCAGCUCCGAGAGCUGCCCAAGCCAUUCUUCCGUCUCCUGAACCUGCGCAAGCUGGGCCUGAGCGACAAUGAAAUCCAGCGCCUUCCCCCCGAGGUCGCCAACUUCAUGCAGCUGGUGGAACUGGACAUCUCCCGCAACGACAUUCCAGAAAUUCCCGAGAGCAUCAAGUUCUGCAAAUCCUUGGAAAUCGCGGACUUCAGUGGGAAUCCUCUCUCCAGGCUUCCAGAGGGCUUCACGCAGCUUCGGAGCCUGGGCCACUUGGCCCUGAACGACGUCUCCCUGCAGAGUCUCCCCAAUGACAUCGGGAAUUUGGCAAACCUGGUGACUCUGGAGCUCCGUGAGAACCUACUGAAGACUCUCCCCACUUCGCUCUCCUUCCUGGUCAAGUUAGAGCAGUUGGAUCUUGGAGGCAAUGACCUGGAGGUGCUGCCGGACACUCUGGGAGCGCUGCCAAACCUGCGUGAGCUCUGGUUGGACCGGAACCAGCUCUCGGCCCUGCCACCGGAGCUGGGCAAUCUCCGCCGCUUGGUCUGCCUGGAUGUGUCAGAGAACAAGCUGGAGCAGCUGCCCAACGAGGUCAGCGGGCUGGUGGCACUGACGGACCUGCUGCUGUCACAGAACCUGCUGGAAUGCAUUCCGGAUGGGAUUGGUCAUCUGAAGCAGCUCUCCAUCCUCAAGGUGGACCAGAAUCGGCUGACGGAGGUGACAGAGUCGAUCGGGGACUGUGAAAAUUUGUCGGAACUCAUCCUGACGGAGAACAUGCUGACAGCCCUUCCAAAGUCCCUGGGCAAGCUGGCCAAGCUGACGAACCUGAACGUGGAUCGGAACCGGCUGACGUCCCUCCCGGCUGAGAUCGGAGGCUGCGCCAACCUGAACGUGCUGUCCUUGCGCGACAAUCGCCUGGCCCUUCUGCCACCGGAGCUCGCCAGCACCACCGAGCUCCACGUCCUGGACGUGGCCGGGAACAGGCUGCAGAACUUGCCGUUUGCUCUGACGAACCUCAACCUGAAAGCCCUGUGGCUGGCGGAGAACCAGUCCCAGCCCAUGCUGAAAUUCCAGACGGAGGACGACGAAAAGACCGGAGAAAAGGUCCUGACGUGCUACCUGCUCCCGCAGCAGCCCUCGCCCAGCCUAGAGAAUCUCUUGCAGAACGGGGUGGACGAGAGCUGGACGGACACCAAUUUGAACAGAGUCAGCGUGAUCCAGUUCCUGGAUGAACCCAAAGGAGAUGACGAAGAGGAGUCCGGAGCGGAGAGGCGGGGCUUGCAGCGCCGAGCAACCCCGCACCCCAGCGAGCUGAAGGUCAUGAAGAAGGUGAUCGAGGUUCGGCGCAAUGAGGCGUUUGCCGCAAAGCCCGACCUGGGCCCCGGUUCUCCCAGCUCGGAGGAGAAGAGGCUGAGCGCCACAUCGAACCGCAGCGAGGAUUCCCACCUUUCCAACAGCACCGCCUCCGCGGACUGCCGGGGAGACGAGGGAGAGCGGAGCCGGCCGAACGGGCAGCCCGAGGCGCUGGAGCUGGAGAAGGAGGCGAAGCCCAGAGUGGAAGAGGAGCGUAAGGAAGCGGCCGAGCAAGAGGAGGAAGAUGUGGAGGUGGAAUACAAUGAGCCCACUGUGCACUUCGCUGAGGACACACUGAUACGGAGCGAGGAUGAAGAUGAAGAUGAAGAUCGACCCUUCCCAGUGGAGAAGCAGCGGCUGAUCCGCAAGGACACGCCCCACUACAAGAAACACUUCAAGAUAACUAAACUGCCCAAGCCGGAGGCGGUGGUGGCGCUGCUGCAGGGGCUGAGCAGCGACGGAGUCCCCAAAGAGGAGGAGGAGGAGUUGGGAGGCUGCAACAACAACGCGGAGCCCGAGGACCAGGAGGAAGCGUGGGAUGAGGAUGAGAGAAAGAAUGGAGCUUUGUCUGCUCAGCCGUCGGUGAAGGGGGUGUCGUUUGAUCAAGCCAAUAAUCUGCUGAUUGAACCUGCUCGCAUUGAGGAGGAAGAGCUGACGCUGACCAUCGUGCGGCAGACGGGCGGGCUGGGCAUCAGCAUCGCCGGCGGCAAGGGCUCCACGCCCUACAAGGGCGACGACGAGGGCAUCUUCAUCUCCCGUGUGUCUGAAGAAGGUCCUGCAGCUCGCGCGGGGGUCCGUGUUGGCGACAAGCUUCUGGAGGUGAAUGGCGUCUCCCUGCACUGCGCCGAGCACCACACGGCAGUGGAAGCUCUGCGCGGAUCCGGAAGCUCCGUCUCCAUGACGGUUCUGCGAGAGCGGAUGGUGGAGCCAGAAAAUGCCAUCACCGUCACCCCGCUGCGCCCCGAAGACGACUAUAGCCCUCGCGAGCGGCGCGGUGGCCUGCGCUUCCCGGAGCGGCCCGAGGGCGCGGCGCCCACCGAGAGGUUUUCCACCUGCCUCAUGCGCAACGAGAAGGGCCUGGGCUUCAGCAUCGCUGGCGGCAAAGGCUCCACACCCUACCGGGCCGGGGACACGGGAAUCUUUAUCUCACGGAUCGCAGAGGGAGGUGCAGCCCAUCGGGACGGGAUCCUGCGUGUUGGAGACCGGGUCAUCUCGAUCAAUGGGGUAGACAUGACAGAAGCCAGGCAUGAUCAGGCGGUAGCGCUGCUUACCGCGUCCUCCCCCACCAUCGUGCUGCUGGUAGAGAGAGAGGGUGCGGAGCAGCUCGGCGAGGGAGACGCGCCGGCCGCGCCGCGCGGGCGCAUGCACUCCCCACCGCCACCGCCCCCCAGCCACGGGGAGAGCCCGCCCGAGGAGACGCCGGCGCUGCAGAGGAGCCCACUGGCCAAGGGCCUGGAGGACCAGUAUCCCAUCGAGGAAAUCCACCUUGUGAAAGCGGGAGGGCCCCUGGGCCUCAGCAUUGUCGGGGGCAGCGACCAUUCGAGCCACCCCUUUGGCAUCCAUGAACCGGGGGUCUUCAUCUCCAAGGUCAUUCCCCGUGGACUGGCGUCGCGCAGCGGGCUCCGUGUUGGGGACAGGAUCCUGGAGGUGAACAGCAUUGACCUUCGCCAUGCGACCCACCAGGAGGCGGUGAACGCCUUGCUCUCCAACACCCAGGAGCUGACCAUGUUGGUGCGGCGAGAUCCGCCGCCGCCUGGGAUGCAGGAAAUAUGCAUCGAAAAGGCACCAGGAGAGAAGCUCGGCAUCAGCAUCCGGGGUGGAGCCAAGGGCCAUGCUGGAAACCCGUUCGAUCCCACAGACGAAGGCAUCUUCAUCUCCAAGGUGAGCUCCUCCGGAGCCGCGGCCCGGGACGGCCGGCUGAAGGUGGGAAUGCGGAUCCUGGAGGUGAACCACCAGAGCCUGCUGGGAAUGACGCACACGGAAGCCGUGCAGAUCCUCCGGAGCGUGGGUGACGCGCUCCUCGUGCUCGUCUGUGACGGCUUUGAUCCCAAGGCUGCGGCUGCCAUCGAGAUGUCUCCAGGGAUUAUCGCAAACCCUUUUGCUGCUGGCAUCGGGCGCAAGAACAGCCUGGAAAGCAUCUCCUCCAUCGAUCGGGAUCUAAGCCCGGAGGAACUGGAGAUCCUGCAGAAGGAGAUGGAAAUGGUGAGAGAAGCAGCUCAGUGGGAGAGAGAAGAGAUGGAGAAAGUGGAUCGGAUGCGUAGGGAGCGGGAAGCAGCCGUGCGGCAGCUUGAGGAGGAGACAGAGAACGCCUCCGGCGAGCCGUUGCGCCUGGAUUACCGGACCCUGGCUGCCCUGCCCAGCACCGGCCUGCAGAGAGGCAACCGCAGCUACGAUAAGCCCGGCUCCGGAAUGGAGGGCGACGUCCCUCCGCUGUCCCUGACAGUGGCACAGGACCGUGGGGAUCCGUGCCCAGACGUGGCUGCAUGUCCGACCGUCAGAAGCGCGUCCGGCCUUUCCCGGGAUCCUGUGUCUCCGCACGAGCGCGCGAGCUGGGCGGAGACGCCCCGGCCUGACGAGCGGGAUCCCGCGGGGGUCCUGGCGUCGCAGGAGCCAGAGGCGCCAGAGCAGGAAUGUCUGAUCGACUCGCAGCCCAUCCUCUUCAACGAGAACCCCUUCGUGGUGGCCAACCGCCGCGGCAAGGCGGCGGGCGGGGGCUGCCUCGGUGGUCCGCCCCUGGGCUACGGCACGGGGGGAGUCCUGCAGACCAACCUCUACUCCAAGGCUCCUGUGGGUGACGUUGGGACAGGAAAUUCCAGGCGUGAAGGUCCCUAUUCUCCUGGUAACCAGCAGGCGCCCGGCGCCCCUCGUCCCGCUCACCUGGCAGGGAGGGAGACGCGCUUCGCCUCCAUUUCCUUCCUCACCUCGCAGGACGACAGCAAAUCGACCAAGCCGGGCGUCAUACAGCCUCUUGCCCGAGUGCGACAAAAUGCGGCCACGCACAACGUGGAGGAUGGGGACAGCCCCAACCCCUUCCAGCCACCCGAGCUCUGCACCUAUGUCCAGACCUCCCAAAAGCCACCGUCACCGCCCUCUCCCGAUGAGAUCCCCACCAACGUCAAGCAAGCCUACAAGACCUUCGCAGCAGUGCCCUUGUCCCACCCUCUGCUCGAGGCGCAGGAGUCGCCUGGCCAGAGCGGCACCGAGAGUCCCCAGGCGGCCCCGGAGGCGGCCAUGCUCAGCACCACGGGGCUGCACAGCCCGGAGCAGAGGUCCUUCCGCGAGAGGCAGAAGUACUUCGAGAUGGAGGUGAAGCAGCAGCAGACAGAGAAGCCACCCAAGCGCGUGUCCCUGGUCGGGGAGGAUGACCUGAAGAAGAUGAAGGAGGAGGAAGCUCGGAAACUGCAGCAGAAACGAGCCCUUCUGUUGGAGGAGGAGGUGGAAGAGGAGGAGAUGGCCAAGGAGGCGCCCGAGACGAGCGCGCAGUCCAGCAUCAUCAUUGAAGGUGUUGAGUACAAGAUUGAGAGACUGAAUGGAAGGAACAUCCCGGCUCCAGCAACUCGGCCCACCGAGGUCGGCGAGAACAGCAGCUCACAGAGGAAUUCACUGGAAGAGGGAAUCAAGCCGGAACAGAGAACCAACUCUAUGUCUGGGCUGAGUCCGUCCUAUCUCGGACCCGGGGAUCCAGUGGCUCCUGUGCGGACGGCCAAAGCCGAGCGGCGGCACCAGGAGCGACUGCGCAUGCAGAGCCCUGAGCUGCUCAGCGUUCAAGAGAAGGAGCUUUCUCCAGCAGAACGUCGCGCUCUGGAGGCGGAGAAACGCGCGAUGUGGAGGGCAGCACGCUCCUCAGCUCUUGAAGACAGUAUUAAGCAGUACGAGCAGGAUCUGGCCAGGAAGCUGUACCAGUCCCGACAGCGGGCACCUGCCUCCGCGGCCAGGCCAGCUCAGAUGUCUAGCCCAGUGCAGAGUCGCUCCUCAAGAACCCCCGGGUCAGGAAGCCAAUCCAGCAUGAAGUCACUUGAACAGGACGCUCUGAAAGCCCAGAUGGUCAUUGCCAAGUCCAAGGAGGGCAAGAAGCGCAGCACGCUGGAGCACCUGGCAGAGUCGCCCUCGCCCGCUCCCACCCCAUCGCCAACACCACUGGAAGAUUGCAGCCCCAGGAACGUCACUUCGCCGGGGAGGCUGUCCCUGUCUGAAAAGAAGUUUGACUACCGGGAAUUUGCUGCAAUUCCUUCCUCCAAACCUGUUUACGAAAUCCAGUCACCCAACGCCGCCGAUGACCUCAGAUACAUGGAUGACAGAAAUAACUCAGUUCCGCAGGAGCAGGAUGGGCAGCCGGCGGAGGAGGAGGAGCUGCUGCCCGCACGCGAUUCAUCCACCCCCACUUCAUCAGCACUUGAAGAAAUGGCCCUGUACAGCAGCAAGCGCAAACUCCGACACGGCCGGCGCAGUUUGGAGGCUGCUGUUCCCACGUAGAGGAGCGGAGGCACCUGGGCGACUCUCCAGCUCCCCGUGCCCCAAGGACAGCACUGGACCUGCCCACACUGCUGCCUCCGGGCUCUGGCUGGGAACGGAGUGCCCCGGCGAGCAUUGUGGGCAACUCGACUUCUUUUAAGGCUGUGAAACGCCCUCUUUUCUCACCCGAUGAUGCACUGGGCACGUCCUGGAUGGAACGGGACGACUCUUGACUUCUUGAUGGCAAACGGAGAGGAGGUGUGGGUAGGACAGCGGGUGGCCGCAGCUUCUUAGCCUGUAAAUAGUGUGGGGAAGAGGGGAGGGCGGGGAGGCCUGCGAGGGCGCCGGGCUCCGGCCGCCGUCUCCUCCACUGGGAUUUGUAGUGGUUAAUGGGGGAGCUUCUGCUCUGGUGUGGAUUAGGGGGAAGGGCCGUCCUGCCUUCGCUCCUGUUGGGUUGCCAGUCUUUUGCCGAAAAGCAUCUCCUCCUGCACCGCGCCGGCUCACUUCCGUUCGGGAGGAUGCGGGAAUGGGCAGCUUGGAGGCAAAAAAAACUCUGGAUUUCAGCAAAGUGCCUGCCUCCGACACCAACAGCGGGGCACUCGGCAGAGACGGCGCAACGAGCAGGAGCCUCUGCCGGCUCCGUGCCGCUGGCUUCCACGGUGUCCCGUUCAGGAAGAUGCUCCUGCCGGUGUUCCGUGCCAUUCCGGGAGACGGAUUCCUGCCUGGAUGCACACACGAGUGCGUGGGGCUUGUGACCUGCUCUGCAGGCACCGUGUCCCGGUGUCAGAAGAGGCCGGGAGGUUUGGCACCGCGGCGGAACCGGGGCAGCAACGGGAAAAGAGGCAGGAGGAGGGUAGCAGCAUGCAUGUGUGAACGCGAUAGAGAGCGGAGUAGCUGGGGUUAGGGUACGUGGCAGAGGUAGGAGGUGUGAAAGCGGUAGGAUAGCGGGUUAGGAUUGAGGAAACGGGGACGGGGAGUGUUGCUGGGGUCAGGGUAGGACUCGAGGGUCUCGCAGGCAGCAGGAGGAGCGGGUGAGUCGUGGUGAUGCCCACGGUGUGGGGUUACACGGUGCCCAGCGUGGGGAGCACGGGUGGCUCUGGCCCUUGCCUUGCAGUCACCACACAGGUCCCUCCGCCAGCGUUUCGGCUUCAGACCCCUUUCCACGUAGCGUAGGGAAAAAAAAAUCCAUGUUUGCCCACGCAAGAGGGAGAAGUGGAAAUGAAGAGAGAGCAGGGGAGCAAUCCCUGGGUUCUGUGAGCGGAACGAGGGCUGCAAACAGGUUCCGUGCUGUGAGCUCUGCCAGCGUGGGGGAGAACGGUGCUGCCCACGGCACGGGGCUCGGGCUGCACUGCCCACGACUGAAGUGAAACAGCCCUUUCCUUCUCCUUUUUUUUUGGCUUUUAAUGCCUCUCGUGGGGAGGAAAGCGUCAGAGCCCGGCAGCGACCCGCUCUGCCUGCCCUGGCGCCGCGGUGCUCUCUCUGAACCCUCCCGCAGCGAGGCUGGAGCCGUGCCUCGAGCCUCUCCACCACCAGACACGGCUCGGGCGCUCCUGCGUGUGAAUUUGCUGAGUGAAAGAACCAGAUGAGGUUUCUUUUAGUUGAGAAUCUCCCUUCCUGCCAAAUCUCGGCGAAUCGCUGUGACUGACUCCAUACGUUUUGAUUUUACAGAGCCUCGAAUGGAGAAACUCCGAUAAUCUCAGACAGCAGCUCCGGCUGCUUCCAUCAUCAGCAAUUUGAGCUUUUUUUCCUUUUUAACUCUAAUUUUAGCGUUUGCUUUUUAACAACAGCGAUUUUGGAAACAAUCCUGGAUUGGUUUUUGGUGACUAACUUGUGAUUCUUCUUUUCCUUUCCCUUUGCGGUACCUGGUGCCCGGCUCCGGGUUCUCUCCCGGGAGACUCUGAGGGACAAUUAGCAAUCAAGACUGUAACUAGUGAAAUUUGUACAACCAAAGAAAUCUAUUUUGUGGUUCAAGGAUAAUAAAGUUUACUUUACAUUUUA
Cuculus canorus (common cuckoo) is the source of this 8084-nucleotide messenger RNA. It is a transcript of the gene SCRIB, whose product is annotated as scribble planar cell polarity protein. The transcript is spliced from 46 exons. Gene Ontology annotation, cellular component: adherens junction; postsynaptic density; postsynaptic membrane. NCBI's taxonomy places the organism in Eukaryota, Metazoa, Chordata, Aves, Cuculiformes, Cuculidae. Gene Ontology annotation, molecular function: protein binding. Bases 156 to 6107 code for a protein of 1983 amino acids. The record is from RefSeq and is a predicted model, not a curated record. Gene Ontology annotation, biological process: neurotransmitter receptor transport, endosome to postsynaptic membrane; neurotransmitter receptor transport postsynaptic membrane to endosome.